AUGGCCACCGAAGAAGCUGUAGCGGUAGUUGAGGCACCUCCGGCCGUCGUGGAAGCUGAGCCGGCGGCGGUUGUUCAACCGGCGGAGAAUGCAGGAAAGGUCAAGACGGUUAAGGAGCCUAAACCUAGGAAGGCCAAAAACCCUCCUACUCAUCCUCCUUAUCUUGAGAAUGGAUCGAGUCAGUACGCGAUCACGAAGUUCAUUGAGGAGAAGCAGAAACAGCUUCCUCCUAAUUUCAAGAAAUUGUUGUUGGUUCAGCUGAAGAAACUUGUUUCGACUUCCAAAUUGGUGAAAGUGAAAGCUUCUUUCAAGCUUCCUGCUCAGUCGAAGGUGGCGAAGUCUGCCGCCGCUGCUCCUGCCAAGAAGAAACCGGCACCGGCGAAGGCUAAGAAGACUGUGAAACCGGAUGCGUAA
This is a messenger RNA of Impatiens glandulifera, 414 nucleotides long. Its product is annotated as histone H1-like. The record is from RefSeq and is a predicted model, not a curated record. Gene Ontology annotation, biological process: nucleosome assembly; chromosome condensation; negative regulation of DNA recombination. Gene Ontology annotation, molecular function: nucleosomal DNA binding; double-stranded DNA binding. The coding region runs from base 1 to 414 and encodes 137 amino acids. NCBI's taxonomy places the organism in Eukaryota, Viridiplantae, Streptophyta, Magnoliopsida, Ericales, Balsaminaceae. Gene Ontology annotation, cellular component: nucleosome; nucleus. The transcript is spliced from 3 exons.